AUGUCAUAUAUUUCCAGUAGAGAAAUCACAGAGGAUGGUGUUUCGUUUUUAUUUUGUGAGUCUGAAGGAGCAGAAGGUGUGUGGAAAGAAGUAGAAGAAAUGUUAAAAUCAUACCCUGAAUUGGUCGAAUCGUAUAAAAGGUUGAAUAAACGAAUAAAAGGUUUUUCUGCAGAAAAAUUAAAAAGCCCAAAAGCAAUGCCUAAUACUUAUAUUUCAUUUAUUGACAUCUGUCUUGACGAAAAUCAUAAUAAUGCAGCACUUGACCUUUUGGAGUCGUUUCAAAAUGAAAAUUAUUAUCCUCCAAAAGAUCAUAUAAGGAAAAUGAUGGAUUUUAUUGCUGAUUUAACUCUUGAUAAAAACAUUUGUUCUAAAUCUUAUAAAGUCUUACAACAUACUCUACAUGCAACUGGAUCAAUUGCAUUUGAAGAUAUGUGGAGUUUCGAAGAAAAUAAUUUAGAUGAUAUUUGGCCGAUAGGUUAUGAUAAUUUUUGGAUGUUUAUUAAAUCUAGAUUUAAUUCAGCAAUGAAUACUAAAGAUGAUCAGUCUGAGCGAAUGUUAUUAUUUCUUGAACAAGUCGUAAAUAUAUUUGAGAUUGACAUGCAAAUUAAACAAGAAAACUUUUCCUCUUCUAUACUUUUACGAUUAAUUCCAAAAAGUGUUGGUAAACUACGUGGUAACCCUAAAGUUAUUAUCGAUUCUUUACUAACUCCAUUUUAUUCUGAAGAAAUAUCAAUGGAGACGGUUCGCCUCUCACAAAGAUUAUUUGAUCAGAUUAUUAUUCUUUCAUAUGCAGGUUAUAUUUGUAAUGAUUCAUUGACAAAUGAAGUUUAUUUACAAAUUAAUAAACUUGAUUCAUCCAUGAUGACUCUAUUUUUACAAACUUUAUUUUCCAAUACAUUUAGAUGUCAACUUCUCAACAUAGCGCUUCUCGAUAGUGAUUUUAAUGAAUUAAAGAGAAAACCCGGUAUGAAAAAACUAAUUAGUUCACCAUUAAGCUUAGAAAAAAUAGCAAAACUAUAUUUUUAUAGCAUGCCGUAUUGCUUGACUGAACCAGACGCAAUAUGGCGGCACAUGUUUUUCUUAAAUUCAAUCUUGCAAAGUUAUAUAAGUACAAAGACAUUAAUUCAAGGAAAGAUAGUUUAUCAUGGAUUGGAAGAAGAAGAAGUAGAUGUGAUUACUGAUGAUUUAAUUAUUACAAGAGUUAAGGAAUUGAAAAAAUGGAUAAAGAAAAAAAAAAUGGAAAAAGAUCUUAAAACCCGGUCAGAAUUGCUCUUAGAUAUGAUUGAUACUGAU
This is a messenger RNA of Funneliformis mosseae, 1293 nucleotides long. The record is from the annotation of a GenBank genome assembly. NCBI's taxonomy places the organism in Eukaryota, Fungi, Glomeromycota, Glomeromycetes, Glomerales, Glomeraceae.